Molecule: messenger RNA, 497 nt
Organism: Cucurbitaria berberidis CBS 394.84
Lineage: Eukaryota; Fungi; Ascomycota; Dothideomycetes; Pleosporales; Cucurbitariaceae
Exons: 1
Coding region: 138-419 (93 amino acids)
Source: RefSeq, a predicted model, not a curated record
UGAUCUUUAGAGCUUUGAGAAAGCCGGCUUUGUACAGUUGGGGAAUGAGUCUUUCAAAGACUACGGCAGGCAAAGUAUAGCAAGGGAGGAAGUCCGAACGAGGUAUCUUUACAGUUUUGAACUGCUCUGAUUAAGCCAUGUGGGAGAUGUCGGCUGUAGGACUUCAGGGGGUUGCAUUGAGCUCAGUAAGUCGGCGGUGUGUGCCUCCGUGGAGUGUCUGCCAGGCUGACAUCAUUUUCUUUGGCAGCACGGAGGGAUUCGGUCGGUACCAGACAAAGUUGAAGCGCUGGCUAGAAUCAAUAGUGCCUACACACAAUAUCGUGGGCCCGAAAGAGGCAACAGCGAUCACGAUUUUCUUCUUUAAGAUGAUGCUGACCUUUCAUAUCAGAUUCUUAGAAUGUCGCCGCCGAUGGGACUAGAAAGACCUCUAGCAAGAUAGAAAAAAAGGUCCCUGUGAAUAUUAGACGCAGUGUAGCAACAAUAAAUGGUACUAAGGU